AUGGAAUGGACUUCAUGCAUAAUUUUCAUCUUUUUGACACUUGGUUUGAUAUGUGCUUGGAGGGUGUUGAAUUGGUUGUGGCUUAGGCCAAAGAUGUUAGAGAAGCUGUUAAGAGAACAAGGUUUUCGUGGUAAUUCAUAUAGGAUCUUGGUUGGGGAUGUUAAGGAUCUUUUUAAGAUGCAAAAGGAAGCUAAUUCUAAAUCCAUGAAUCUCUCAGAUGAUAUUGUUCCUCGUGUCAGUCCCUACAUCCAACAGAGUGUUAAAAUUCAUGGUAAGAAUUCUUUUAUUUGGUUCGGAACAAAGCCAAGGGUGAUUCUCACAAAACCUGAGCAAAUAAAACAUGUAUUGAACAAUAUCUUUGAAUUCCCAAAGAGAAACAAUGAAGUUUUCAAGUUACUUGUUAGUGGUCUUGCUAGCCAUGAAGGAGAAAAGUGGAGCAAACACAGAAGGCUAAUCAACCCUGCUUUCCAAUUAGAAAAGUUAAAGGUUAUGACACCAUCUUUCUUGACAAGCUGCAAUGAUUUGAUUGCUAAAUGGGAGGAAAUGUUGUCAUCAGAUGAGUCUUGUGAAAUAGACAUAUGGCCUUCUCUUCAAAACUUGGCUAGUGAUGCUAUUUCUCGAACAUCAUUUGGAAGUAGUUACGAAGAAGGAAAAAGAAUAUUCCAACUUCAAAGACAACUAGCUGAACUUAUAAUGAAAGAUUUUGUGAAAUCUUUCAUUCCUUUAUGGAGGUUUGUACCUACUACCGCCCAUAGAAAGAUGGAUGAAAUUGAUAGAGAUAUAAAAUCUUCUCUUAAAAACAUCAUUAACAAAAGGGAGAAAGAACUUGGUGAAUCUACUACAAAUGAUUUAUUGAGUAUUCUUCUUGAGUCAAAUCACAAGGAAAUUGGAGAAAAUACAAAUAGCAAGAAUGUAGGAAUGACUCUUGAUGAUGUGGUAGGGGAAUGCAAAUUGUUCUACUUUGCUGGACAAGAGACUACUUCAGUUUUGCUUGUAUGGACUAUGAUAUUGUUGAGUAGGUAUCCUUAUUGGCAAGAUCGUGCAAGAGAGGAGGUGUUACAAAUCUUUGGAAACAAAAAACCAGACUACGAUGGCCUAAAUAAUUUGAAGAUUGUGACCAUGAUUUUGUAUGAAGUUCUUAGGUUAUACCCACCUGUAGUUGACCUAGUUAGACAAAUUGAGAAAGAUGUCAAACUUGGAAAUAUAAUAUUACCUGCUGGAGUGGAAGUUUCCUUACCAAUUCUAUUGCUUCAUCAUGACUGCAAACACUGGGGUGAUGAUGCUAAGAUGUUCAAUCCUGAAAGAUUUUCUGAAGGUGUUUUAAAAGCAACAAAUGAAAGAUAUUCAUUUUUUCCAUUUGGAGGGGGUCCUAGAAUUUGCAUUGGACAAAACUUUUCCAUGAUGGAAGCAAAGAUGGCAAUUUCGACGAUUUUACAAUAUUUCUCAUUUGAGCUUUCACCAACCUACGCUCAUGCUCCAUCCACUAUGAUUACUCUUCAACCACAGCAUGGUGCUCAAAUUCUUAUACGUAAAUUUAGAGACAUAAAAAACUGA
Vicia faba (fava bean) is the source of this 1554-nucleotide messenger RNA. NCBI's taxonomy places the organism in Eukaryota, Viridiplantae, Streptophyta, Magnoliopsida, Fabales, Fabaceae. The record is from the annotation of a GenBank genome assembly.